Miscanthus lutarioriparius is the source of this 480-nucleotide messenger RNA. The record is from the annotation of a GenBank genome assembly. NCBI's taxonomy places the organism in Eukaryota, Viridiplantae, Streptophyta, Magnoliopsida, Poales, Poaceae.
AUGCAGGCGCCACGUGGCGGUGGCUUCCUCGGGAAGCGCAAGGAGCGCGACUACUACUACUACCCCUACCCCUCGGUGUCGACGCCGUCGGAGCAGGCGGUACUGCUCCAGCAGCAACCGCCGCCGCCGCCGCCGCCGCCGCCGCUGCUCGCAAGGCCGGAUCCGCGUGGCGUCAAGCCGGACCGCCCGGCGGUGAGGUUUGGCGCCAAGCCGCCGCUCCCUCAGCCAGGGGCCCAGGUCGGCGGCAACAAGCUGCUGGCCGGGUACCUGGCGCACGAGUUCCUGCGGUGCGGCACGCUCCUCGGCGAGCGGAGGCUCGAGCCGCCCCACCUGAAGGAGAAGGAUCCCACCACCGUGCCCGCGCCCGAGCCGAGCAGGCGCUACGCGGAGGUUUCGCGGCUGCUUAUGGCGGGCGGGGCCCGCAUCCCCGGCGUCGUCAACCCGUCGCAGCUCGGAAGCUGGCUCCGGAUCAAGGAGUGA